AAAUGCAGUUUUAGAUAUCUGAAAUGUAAUUACGGAUAGUCAGACAAAUGGAUUUUAUGUUAAAACGGCCUGCCAUACUCAAAAGUGUUCUUCCAAAUAUGUUGAAUCCGUAUUUGCUGUGUCCGGACCAGACUGACGGCUUCACGUACGAUCCUCACUGACGCACUGGGGGCGUGGCUUCGCUUACGACGCGGUGGAGUUUACCCAGCUAGCGAGUUAGCUUGUUGAAAAUGGCCAGCUGGGUAAAAGUUGCUGCUCUCUUUAGGGGUGUCUUGAGGAUCCCUCGGUGUCUGAAAACCUUCGCGCAGUGGCGUACUGUCGGCCCCGGUGUUCUGGGCUCUGUAAUUGGCACCGGUGCUAUCUGUUAUUACCAGUGUCAUGUAAACAACAGGACUCUACCCUUCGCCGUUCAUGCUAAGGAAGAAAAAGAAGCUACAGCUCCCCAGAUGUCUGCCAGAAAAGCCCGUUUCAACCAGUUCGCCUCAGUCGUCUAUGACGAGGAGGCCUACAUGACCCCCAGAGACUUCCUGUUUUCUGCGAUGCUAGAGAAAGUUGAUCGAAAGCUAAAAAAGAGAAUUAUAACAAAACAGGCUGUAAAAAGUAUGUUGGUGGCUGCCUCUAAAGCUCGUGCGGGUAAUGAUCUCUUCAGAAGCCUGGGAGACAAUGGUCUGAUAUCCUACACCGAAUAUCUGUUCCUGCUGACCAUCCUGACCAAGCCACACACUGGAUUUCAUAUUGCUUUCAAAAUGCUUGAUGUUGACGGCAAUGAGCAUGUGGACAAAAAGGAGUUUCUCAAGCUCAAGAAAAUCAUGGGAAAAAAUAAAAUGAGAGUCCCUAUAGAGACUACAGAGAACCCAGCAGAUGAAGGGGAAGGUGUGAACACGACACUACAGGCCUACUUCUUUGGGAAGAAAGGGGACAACAAGUUACAGUUUCAGGACUUCUGCCGGUUCAUGGAAAACCUACAAGCUGAAGUCCAGGAGAUGGAGUUUCUGCAGUUCUCCAAAGGUAUGGACACCAUGCGGAGAGAAGAUUUUGCAGAGUGGCUGCUACACUACACCAACACAGAAGACAACGAGGUCUACUGGGAAAACAUGAGGAAGAAUAUACCUGCGGGUCAGAGUAUCACAUUUGAUGAGUUCAAAGCCUUCUGCCUGUUCACCAACAACCUGGAAGAUUUUGCCUUCUCAAUGAAAAUGGUCUCUGAAGCCAACCGUCCUGUGGGAAUAGCUCAAUUCAAGCGGGCUGUGAAGAUUGCCACAGGCCAUGAGCUUUCGGAGAAUGUGCUGGACACUGUGUUUAAACUCUUUGACAUGGAUGGAGACAACUGCCUGAGCCACAAGGAGUUCAUUAAUGUGAUGAACGAUCGGGUACUGCGGGGUCUAAAGGGAGAAAAGGGAAUUAAUUUCAGUCAUAAAAAUCCUAAACAAGGAGGAGGAAAGGAGUUACACUGGAUCACUAAACAUAAGGUGCAGCCUCAAACUGGCAUCUCUGGCUACUGGAGGUGUGUGAAGCGAGAGACACUGAAGGCAGCUCAGGAGGCCCUGGGAGACACUGGCGGUCCCAUCUGAACCACCGACAAGUACCAAUGAUCAUGCUCACCACUCCUAUCUUCACUUGUGUGAAUAAAAUAAUAUGCAUAACCACAUGUAAAAGAAUAAAGGGUUACAGCAC
Messenger RNA from Archocentrus centrarchus (flier cichlid), 1674 nucleotides. It is a transcript of the gene micu2, whose product is annotated as mitochondrial calcium uptake 2. The transcript is spliced from 13 exons. Gene Ontology annotation, biological process: mitochondrial calcium ion homeostasis; calcium import into the mitochondrion. NCBI's taxonomy places the organism in Eukaryota, Metazoa, Chordata, Actinopteri, Cichliformes, Cichlidae. Gene Ontology annotation, molecular function: calcium ion binding. The record is from RefSeq and is a predicted model, not a curated record. Gene Ontology annotation, cellular component: uniplex complex. Bases 231 to 1571 code for a protein of 446 amino acids.